AUGAAGUUCUCUGGUGACCAAGCUCGGAUCCUGAUGCUGGGUCUUGAUGCUGCUGGAAAGACCACGGUCGUGUAUAAACUGAAGCUGAAUGAGACAGUCUGUACAAUAGCCACCAUUAGAUUUAAUGUUGAGACUCUGGAGCCCAUCCCAGCAAUUGUAUUCACUUUGUGGGACAUGGGUGGUCAGAAAAAGAACAGAGCUCUGUGGAAACAUUACUUUCUAAAUACAGAUGGGCUUGUUUUUGUGGUGGACAGUGCUGACCCAGAGAGAUUUCAGGAGUCCUGGUCAGAGCUCCUUCCUAUCCUAGAGGAUGAUGAAAUGAGAGGUGUUCCCUUCUUGGUGAUGGCAAAUAAACAAGGUGCCAGGAGACCAGCAUUAUUGGUAGAGAAAUUGGGGUUGAUGAAGAUAAAGAGACACCUGGGGCACAUUCAAGGGUGUUAUGCCAUAACUGGAGCUGAACUUGUGGAGGGACUGGAGAUCAUUGCAGGUUUGUUGAAACAGUUUCAAAACAACAAGUGA
Messenger RNA from Pseudophryne corroboree (corroboree frog), 519 nucleotides. Its product is annotated as ADP-ribosylation factor-like. The record is from RefSeq and is a predicted model, not a curated record. The coding region runs from base 1 to 519 and encodes 172 amino acids. Gene Ontology annotation, biological process: intracellular protein transport; vesicle-mediated transport. Gene Ontology annotation, molecular function: GTP binding; GTPase activity. Lineage: Eukaryota; Metazoa; Chordata; Amphibia; Anura; Myobatrachidae. Gene Ontology annotation, cellular component: cytoplasm; plasma membrane. The transcript is spliced from 2 exons.